Molecule: messenger RNA, 2457 nt
Organism: Dicrocoelium dendriticum
Lineage: Eukaryota; Metazoa; Platyhelminthes; Trematoda; Plagiorchiida; Dicrocoeliidae
Source: the annotation of a GenBank genome assembly
UUUAUUCUCUCCAAACGUUUUGCUUCAUAAUUGUACUCGCCUGAUGAGAAGUAUCGAAAAGCAUAUUCUUCGCGCACUUGCUUACUUCUGACUCAAAGGGGGAUUAUUUAUGAAUUGAUAUGGCUUGCUUAGACCCACAUACGUAAAAGCCUAAUAUUUUCAGCAAGUUGUGUCUUCUUAGUGUUAAAAGUGUUGGAUACGGGCGUACUUUCCUUCCCCAACGAUACUGGAGACAGCCUUCCUAUAUUUGCGGCCGUGACCGUGCUUCUGUGAACUCGCCAUAUUAUGCAAGUUAGCGAAAAACCUUAAAUUCCAUGUACUUUACAAGUGGCUGUGCAGUAUUUCCCACAGGGCAGCCGUCCAAUCCGUUUGCGUCCCUGACCAAGACAAAAGGUAGCAACUUUUCCCACCCUGAUGUCUUUAACGCAUAUCAUACGCACCAUCCUGACAGUACUCCUACAACUCCGCUAUUGGCAAACCAUUACGCUUUCCUCCAAAUGGACAAGUGGCUCAAGUUUGGAUCAGUUGGUUCCCAAAAUGAUUGUUAUCACACUUCUGAUGCUCCCCAGCCCAGAGUGAAUUGCUCUACAACCAUUCCUUCUCACACUUCAACAGUCAUGUCGGGUCAGAAAGACCGCCGAAAACAUUUGAUGUCCACUCUCAUCGGCAUCGAACAGGACCAAAGCAAUGAGCUCACGCAAAUGCGACCUCAACCUGACACAGUGCCAAGCGAUAUGCGUAUCCCAAAACGCACAAGUGUUACAGCAUCAACCGAACGCCCCACUCGAAUCAAGCGUAAACGGACCAUUCAGCGUGCAAGUCAGGUGCCACGCGAGAGCAAAGAACCUCCCAAUGGCCUCCCCUUACAGCUGUUCGCGUCUAUGUUAGGUUUUCAAACCACAGCGAUAAAUGCAAUGGGAAAUAUGUCUCAAAGUCAGAGUACCAACCCAGUAUCCAACAUCACUUGUGAUCCAUCCAUUCGCCUCUACAACUCGUGCAUGCGGACAACAGCUGAAUCGUCACAUCCAAUCAGGUCUACCAGUAGUACCAAUACGAAUUUUGUUAACCCGUGGAACUUAAAUGGAAUCAACGAGUACCACCAGUUGGGCUCUAAUUACAUAUCCAAUGCGGAUGAUGUGACACUUUCAUCCAGUCUUGCGACUGCAGGUCCCUGGAAGUCCAGCACGCCCAGCCUGGACCCCGGAUACGUGAUAGCGGCGUUAGAAUGCUUCCGAGCAUCAGCCCGGAAUCUUGGUCUUCCAACUAAUCCUUUUCCUGAACGCAUUCCCACCAACUCAGAGCCCUUUUCGUGGCUUAGUUCUUGGGGCCCCAACACAGACCGACAAAGGAUGUCGAAUCACGUCAGUCCCGUUGGUGACCACACAUAUUUACGCAGUUCAUCGAGCUCUAACACCAGUUCAUUGGAAGAUGGCGAAGUCACCGGUGUGGAAAAGACCACGGAGUUGGGUACUAUAUUCAAAUGCGACGACUGCCGAAAACGUUUUGUCACCCCUCAUGGAUUAGAAGUGCAUUUAAGGAGGUCCCACGGUGGGAAAAGAUCAUUUGAAUGCCAGCUGUGUCAAAAGACUUUUGGACACGCAAUAAGUCUGUGCCAGCACGAAAGUGUUCACUGCUCUGAUCGACACUUUCAAUGUGGAGAAUGUGGGAAAACUUUCAAGCGUUCGUCUACGCUGAGCACACACCUACUCAUUCACAGUGACACCAGACCGUACCCUUGUCAAUACUGCGGAAAGCGGUUUCAUCAGAAGUCCGACAUGAAAAAGCACACGUACACACAUACAGGUGAAAAGCCAUACGUCUGCCUACAGUGUGGAAAAGCGUUCAGUCAAUCUUCUAACUUGAUAACGCACUCCCGUAAGCACACUGGAUUUAAGCCUUUCUCUUGCCUGCACUGCAUGCGAGCUUUUCAACGUAAAGUCGAUCUUAGACGCCAUAUGGAAACUCAACAUGAGUCUAUUCAACCAUCCACCAAGACGUUCCCUUCCCUUUCCCGGUCCACCCAAGAAUCACGUUUGGGUGAUACCACUCCGAGCCCGCGCUGCACAAGCAUGGCCGAAGGAAAUGUCGACGCUAAACUCGAUCAUCUGCAUCAGUCCUCGCAGGCUGAAGGAGUCAGCAAAAUUCGCAGUGAGCCGUUUCGGCAAGACUGUCUCAGCGUUCCUGGUGUUUCUUCAAGUGACAACAGUUACGUGACCCAAUUCGAAGCAAGAAACAAGUCUACCGAGACAUUUGGGGACAAACCACUUAUGUAUUCUAUCGAGAGAAUGCUAGAUUUGAAAAAAUAACUAGCAAAACAAUACAAAAAGAUCAUGUACAUGAAAAGUAACGAAACUCACUGAUCAGUUCCCAUAACUGCCUGUUCGUAAUGGUUGCAUUUAUACUAUACUAUGUACUGGAGCAUGUCAGUUACGGGCUAAAAACGAACAAGAGUUAUAC